AUGCCUGAACAAGAAUAUAACGAAGAGCAAGUCGCUGAAAUUUUACAACAUGUAUAUAUUGGUAAAUUGGAUAAUUUACCAAGUCUGGCAUCGAAAAUUGUUCGUAUUUUUACAUCGUCAACAUUUACAGAUACAAGUAUGGAACGUAAUUCAUUAAUGCAACAUACAUAUCCCAAACUUAAAGAAUAUUGUCGUGAAAAACAUGGAUUAGAAUUUCAAGUUGUUGAUAUGCGUUGGGGUGUUCGUGAUGAAGCAACCGAUGAUCAUAAAACAACAGAAUUAUGUAUGCAAGAAAUUGAUAAUUGUCAACGAGUAUCCGUUGGACCAAAUUUCGUGGUAUUUCUCUGUCAAAAAUAUGGUUAUCGACCAUUACCAACCAAAAUUGAAGAAGGAGAAUUUAGUAAAGUUAUAUCUGUAUCAAGUACAGAAGAUGCAGCAUUACUUAAACAAUGGUAUAAACUUGAUUCAAAUAAUAUUCCAAGUUUAUUUUGUUUACAACCUGUCAGUUCAAUAUUUACAAAUUUUACUAAUCGAGCACAUCCUCGUCUCAUGGAAGAAGAUCAAAGUUCAUGGUGGGAAACAAUGGGUAAAUUAAAUCGAGCGGUACGUGUAGCUGCAUUAGAACUUUAUAAACAAGGUCUAUUUACUGCACAUGAUAAUCAUCGAUAUAAUUGGUCAGUUACUGAACAAGAAGUUGUACGAGGAAUAUUAAAUGCAAAGGAUAUAGUUGAACAUACAUUAGCAUUUUUUCGUCAUAUUGAUAAUAUUAAUAUUGAUUUAUUACGUCAUUCAAUGAAAUUUAUCGAUAUUACUGCGAAGAAAGUUGAUGUUGAAGCACAAAAUAUGCUAUCGGAUUUACGAGAUGUUCGCGUAGCAGCAGCAUUACCUGAAUCAAGUAUUGUUCGAUAUACUGUUGAAUGGUCCGAUGAUGAUGGAUUAAAUAAAAAUGUUCAUGCUGAAUAUUUAAAAGAUUUUAUUGAAACAUUCUAUCGACGUAUUGUUGAAUUAAUUGAUAAUGGUGUAAGAAAACAAAAUACUUUUCCAGCAAAUAGAGUUUUUACUGAAAUUCUUCAAAAUCUUCAUGUUGUAAACAAUUUCAGUCAAGAUUUUCAAGGACGUACAGAUAUUCUUGAACGUAUACGAAAUUAUGUUCAAGGUUCAUCAAAACAACCAUUAGUUCUUUGGGGUGAAGGUGGUUGUGGUAAAUCAAGUAUGUUAGCAAAAAUCGCGUCAGAAUAUUCAACAUGGUUUCCAACGAAAAAUUGUUCACCUAUAAGAGUUGUUCGAUUUCUUGGUACUACACCUGAUAGUUCAUCUAUUGGACCAUUAUUACGUAGUAUUUGUCAACAAUUAUGUCGAUUAUAUCAAGAAUCUGAAGCUACAAUUCCAAAUGAAUUAUCACAAUUAAUAAAUUAUUUUAAACGUUUAUUAGGAAAAACACCAAAUGAUAAACCACUAUGCAUAUUUUUGGAUUCAUUAGAUCAAAUUUCAUCAUCGGAUGGUGCACAUUCAAUGUCGUGGCUACCACCAACACUUCCUAAUCAUGUUAAACUUAUUGUUUCAACAUUACCUGGAAUAUUUAAUAUUUUAAAUACACUUCGAAAUAUUAUCGAUACUCCGGAAAAUUUUGUUCAAAUUAAACCAUUAGGUGAAGAUCUAGGUAAAAUUGUAUUAAAAGCUUGGUUAGCUCGACAGCAUCGAACAAUAUCUGAUGUACAAUGGUUAUUAGUUCAUGAAAGAUUGAUUGAAUGUAAUACACCAUUAUAUGUUAAAUUAGUAUUUGAUGAAAUCAAAUUAUGGAAAUCAUAUACAAAAACACAAGAAAAAGAUUUAGCUAAAACAGUUUCAACAUCAAUUAAUAAAUUAUUAGGUCGUAUUGAAAAUCAACAUGGACAUAUUUUAGUUGAACAUGCUUUAUCGUAUAUAACAGCAUCAAGAUCAGGUUUAAGUGAAGCUGAAUUAGAAGAUUUAAUAUCACUUGAUGAAACGGUUUUAAAUGAUAUUUAUCAAUAUCAUUUACCACCUAUUCGACGUAUACCACCGCUAUUAUGGACACGUAUACGAAAUGAUAUACCUAAUUAUUUAGUUGAACGUGAAGCUGAAGGAGUAUCAGUUGUUAGUUGGUACCAUCGACAAUUUGCCGAAGUAUCUCACGAACGUUAUUUAGCAAAUCCCGAAGAACGUCGACGAUAUCAUUCUCAAAUGGCCGAUUAUUUUUUGGGUAUAUGGGCAAAUCGUCCGAAACCAUUUCAAUUUACUGAUAAUCAAAAACGUAUGUUUAAUUUAAUGUCAACUGAUGCUGAAGCUGAUCGAAAAGUACCAGCUCAACCUCUUAUAUUCACAGCAAAAAAAGAAGCAUCAACAGAAGCAGCACAAAAUACAAAUGCUUCUGAUGUUCGUUAUAAUUUACGUAAACUAAGUGAAUUACCAUUUCAAUUAAUACAAUCCGAACGUGAAGAUGAUUUAUAUAAUCAUGUUUUAUUUAAUUAUGAUUUUAUACAUGCAAAAUUAUCUUGUAUGCCGUUAAAUAGUUGUAUAUAUGAUUAUGAAAGUGCAUUUGAAUAUAUUCAUGAUAAAGAAGUUAAAUUAAUGAGUGAUGGACUUCGUUUAUCAAGUUCGGUUUUGGCAGCUGAUCCAAAUAAUUUAGCAUGUCAAAUAAUUGGUCGUCUUCUACCAUUUUAUACAACAUGUCCUAAAAUAGCGUCAUUUAUUGAUCAAUGUGAAAGUAUUGGUUUACAACAUAUGGGUCUUGUACCUGCUUUUAAUACAUUAGCAUCACCCGGUGGUCCACUUGUUUAUUCUUUAGAAGCACAUCAAUUUGCUGUUUAUGGUUUAGAAGUUAUUUCAUCGGGACAACAUCUUCUAACUGUAUCAAAUAAAUUUAUUGUUUUUGAUUUAUCUAGUGGUGAUACAGUAAGAAUUGUAGAUCCGAAAAUUGAAGGUAUCAUGACAUAUUUAUCUGUUGCACCUGAUCAACGUUAUUGUGUAGCAAUAACAAUUAGUAAUCAAUAUAUUAUAUGUAAUUUAUUAACUGGAGAAUAUAUUUUGCGUGAUUAUCAAACACCAGGAAGUUCGACUAAACCUCAAACGAAAUCAAUUUUUUCAUCACAACCUGCAGAUCCAUUAUUAGGAGCUGCUGUAAGUAAUACACAUUUUGCAUUGUGGACUUCACAAAUGUAUCAAGUAUAUACGAAAAAAGGUGAAUUAUUAACAUCACAACCAACACGUUAUCAAAUAAUACAAAUUGAAUUAUUACCUGGACCAGAAGUUGAAAUUGUAUGUCGUUCGGAAGAAAUAAAACCUGAUCAAGAAGUUGCUCGUGAUCGCUUAAUAAUUGAUUAUUGUUUUGUUACAAAUUCUGAUCAUCCAAAUGAGAUAAUAGACAAUAAUAAUAAUAAUGAACCACGUUGUUUAACUGGUGGUCGUAAAAAUAUUCAUAGUGCACUUAUAUUAACACGUGAUAAACGACGAAUGUACACAUGUUGUGAAAUCAAUGAUUACAAUGUCGAAAUGUAUGUUAAUAAACCACAUCCAAUUAAUUUUAAAACUCAACGUAUAUGGGCAUUUGAUCAUCAAUUAUUUGAAAAUAAAGAUCGUAUAUUUGCAUUUAUAUUAAGUAAUGAUGAAAAUUAUUUAAUGGCAGUUACAUUUAAAGGUUUUAAAAUUUUUUCAUUUCGAUCCUAUCUAUGGAAAACAUGUGCAUUACCUGGUGGUGUACGAAAUAUAAUUAGUGGUACAAAACGUUUAAUUUAUACUGCAGUAUUCUCACAUGAUAAUCGUUAUUGUAUUGCAUGUGUUAAAUCAACUGUUUAUGUAUUUGCAAUUGAAUGGGGAGAGCUAGUAGCUUCAUUUGAUUCACAUUUUGGUCGAAUUCUUGUUUUAAAAGGUUUAUUAUCAGGUGGUGGUGGUAAUAAUUAUGUUAUAACAACUGGAAUGGAUAAAACAACCAAAGUAUGGAAUUUAGAAAAUGCACGAGAAAAAGAUAUUUCAAUAACACAAUUAGAUAAAGCUCUUGAAAUGAUGCAUAUAUCAACAGAUACACAAAUCAUUAUGGCACAAACACGUACACAAUUAUGUUUAUUUGAUAUGAAAACUGGUUUUAUAAAAGGACAAUUAAUUGCAAGUCCACAUGGAUCAAUUUAUCAAUGUACAGCUAUGUGUACUAAUGGUUUAUUUGCCGUAACAGCUGAAUCAGGUAAUCUGGUUGUAUGGGAUAUUGAAGAACGACGAAUAACAUUUAUAACAAAAAUAAAAAAUAUUUUUCAAUUACUACUUCAUACUGCUGAAACAAUGGUUUUAGUUGCUAGUUUUGAACCAAUAGUACCAACAAAUCCAAAUGCAGCAAUUAAUGCAAAUCCAAAUCUUCCAUCAACAUUAGGACAAAUUAUUCAUGCUGUAACAUAUACAAUACCUGAUGGAGAUUUAGUUUAUGAAAGAUCCUAUACUAUUAAACGUAUGACGCAACCGAAAAAAUCAAUAUGUACAGCUGAGGAUACAUAUUUAAUAUUUAUUGAAGAGAAAAAAACGAACGAUGUUCUUUCAAUACAUGAUCCAAUAUCUGGUGAACAUAUACAUAAUGUUAAAUUGACUUAUAAUGGUUAUAAAGAUAUUAUUUCAAUGGUUACAAUACCAAAACAACCUCAUCUUAUUGGAUUAAUUGAUGCUGAUAAAGGUGUUAUUAUGAAUGUUAGAGAUAAAAGGGUUCAUUUAGUAAUACCAAAAUGGGGUGGUCAAAUAUCUAGUGAUGGUAAAUAUGGUUUAUAUGCUCCUACACGUGGUGGUCUUGAAAUAUUUGAAUUACGAAAUGCAAAAGUCGUUCGGACAUUAAUUGGCAAAGUAGCUGAAGGUGUAUUUGAUGUACUCGCAUUUUUUACUCCAACUAAUAAUCAUGUUAUAUAUUAUAACAAAGGUAAACGAACAAUACGUGUUUUUCGUACUGCUGAUGGUCAACAAAUAGCUGAUAUGAAAUGUCCAGCAAAAGUUCGACAAGCUAUGGCAACACAAGAUGGACAAGCAUUAGUUGUUGGUUAUGAAGAUGGAGCUGUUCAAAUGUUUUUAAUUGUUGAUAAUCUUGAACCAGCAAGUGUUGCAUAUUUAAAAGCAUGGAGAAAACAUCGAUUAGAAUCACAUGCUGAUUCUACACAACAAGAUGGAACUGAUAAACCAUCAGAACUUGAUACGAAAUGA
Adineta steineri is the source of this 5187-nucleotide messenger RNA. NCBI's taxonomy places the organism in Eukaryota, Metazoa, Rotifera, Eurotatoria, Adinetida, Adinetidae. The record is from the annotation of a GenBank genome assembly.